This is a messenger RNA of Cheilinus undulatus (humphead wrasse), 1783 nucleotides long. Its product is annotated as glucosidase 2 subunit beta-like. The record is from RefSeq and is a predicted model, not a curated record. NCBI's taxonomy places the organism in Eukaryota, Metazoa, Chordata, Actinopteri, Labriformes, Labridae. The coding region runs from base 111 to 1484 and encodes 457 amino acids. The transcript has 15 exons. Gene Ontology annotation, cellular component: glucosidase II complex. Gene Ontology annotation, biological process: N-glycan processing; liver development. Gene Ontology annotation, molecular function: protein binding; calcium ion binding.
CACAGUCGAUUUAAAUUUGAAUAUUCGACGCAAUAUCAUGAGUUUGACACAGCUUUGAGCGGGGUUUUGUGAGUCAGAAGUGAAAGUAUUUACAAUUUACCCCCCCGGACAUGCAUCUCCACUUUAUUAUCCUCGCUGUCUUUUUGUGUGGUUUGGUAGACUCGCGGAAAAUACGAGGAAUAUCUUCGUCCUAUAAGCGCUUCUACAAGGAGAAGAAAUUGUUUCUGUGCAUCGAUGGCUCCAAAAUGAUCCCAUUUGAGCAAGUGAAUGAUGACUACUGCGACUGUGAAGAUGGCUCAGAUGAACCAGGAACCUCAGCCUGUCCUCGUGGCCGAUUCUACUGCACCAACCUGGGUUUCCGCCCACACUACAUCCCCUCAUCAAGAGUCAAUGAUGGCAUCUGUGAUUGCUGCGAUGCUUCAGACGAAUACAACAGCCACGCUCGCUGCCAGAACACUUGCUGGAAUCUGGGACAGCAAGAGAGAGCGUACGUGGAGGGCCAGAUGAGGACCUUGGACGAGGGUUUGCAGCUCAAGCAGCAGCUGAUUGAGGAGGGGGUGCUGCUCUGGAGGGAGAAACAGGCUCAGCUCAGAGAGCUCCAGCAGGUAGCGGAGGACCUUCAAAUCAAACUAGAGGAGCACCGGAGGAGGAAACACGAAGCAGACAGACUCAAAGAGCAAACACUGAAGGCGCUGGAAGCAGGCAACAGCAGUUUCAGACGUCAGAACAGCACCGUGAGCAGCAUUUUCAAGUUACUGGACAGCAAUAGAGAUGGAAGUAUCACUGUGGAUGAAGUUCAGGCUAAAGUGACACUGGUCCAUGAUGAGGAGCGGACUCUCUCAGAGGAUGAAGCUCUGGCUUUGUUGGGGGGAGGCCAUCGGAUGGAUCUCACUAAGUUUCAGCACACGCUCUGGGAUGUCCUCACAAGGGGAGACAGUGUCAAGAUCAAAGACGCACACAGUGCAGCUGGCAGUCUGGUGGGGGAAGAUCCACAUUUACAGGCAGCUGACAGAGCUGCGGAGUGGGAGGCGACCAAUCUGAAAAAGGUAGAAGAAGCCUACGAGACAGUCAACACAGAAAUAAGUGAUCUCCAGAAGUUGCUGGCCAUAGACUACGGACCAGACUGGGAGUUCCUGUUUUUGAACAGUCAGUGUUACAAGCUUAAAGUAUACGAGUACACUUACACUCUGUGCCCGUUCAAUCAAGUCACACAGAAGAGCACUGCAGGAACAGAGGUUGCAUUAGGGAAGUGGGGGAUGUGGGCAGGAAGUCCAAAGGACCAGUACAGUCAGAUGGUGUAUGAGAAUGGAGAACCGUGCUGGCAGGGAGGCUCACGCAGCACUACAGUCACUCUGACAUGUGGAACAGAGACAGCCUUGCGAUCGGUGAAGGAGCCAAGCAAAUGCCAGUACAUCAUGGACUUCCAGACUCCUGUGGCCUGUCAGCCGGUGCUAAAGCAGCGGGGCAUACACAGUGAACUGUGACCCCUUCUCUCUCUGGCCUAGCCUACAUUAACCUAGCUACUGAGCUAGCCUGGCUGGAGUCCUAAGGGUCUUCUCUGACAUCUGUGUUGUCACUAUACAAUAUAUUUCCAAGCUAGUUUUGCUAAAACAAUUCAGAUUCCCUGUUUCUGUACAGUUUUAGUUACCAUUAAGUGCUUCAGUAUUGCCUUACAGUGUUACAUAUUCAUAUUUCAAUAGAGCAUUUGUUGAAUGAUUUCAUGUAUACCUCACACUAUAUAUAUUUCUUGUGAGUAUGGAAAUGAUUUAAAUAAAAGACUGAA